Messenger RNA from Callorhinchus milii (elephant shark), 363 nucleotides. Its product is annotated as 60S ribosomal protein L22-like 1. The record is from RefSeq and is marked provisional. Lineage: Eukaryota; Metazoa; Chordata; Chondrichthyes; Chimaeriformes; Callorhinchidae.
CAUGACCCACUCUGCCUUCCCUCACCUCUGUAAAUCGCCCAACCUCUGCCACUACCUCACCCCUCAGGCCGCUGAAACUCUUGUUCAUGCCUUCAUCACCUCCAGGCUCGACUAUGCAAACGUCCUGCUUGUCGGCCUUUCCAACUUUCCAACUCCACGUUCCCCGACCCACCCGCCCCACCAAAGGCGGGAGAGCCUUCAGCCACUCUGUUCCCAACUUCUGGAAUUCCUCCCCCAAUCACUCCGCCUCGCCCCCUCCUUAGCCUCCUUCAAGUCCCACUUCAAAACCCUCCUCUUUGACCAUGCCAUCGGUCACCCCCCUUCCCCUCCCUUCCCUUUUCCCCCCCAACCCCAGCUCGAGUC